Messenger RNA from Anthostomella pinea, 1146 nucleotides. The record is from the annotation of a GenBank genome assembly. Lineage: Eukaryota; Fungi; Ascomycota; Sordariomycetes; Xylariales; Xylariaceae.
AUGGCAGUCGGCGCUGCCGCACACCUUCGGAAACCUCAGGCACCCUCAGAGCUCUCCGAAGUCGUGAUAUUCAGUCCCCCAAGCAACUACACCACACCACGUGUGCUCUACGCGCGAACCGCCCAGCUCCCCAACAACGACAUCCUCGCAACCUGGGAGAACUACAGUCCCGAGCCGCCGCCAGUCUACUUCCCCAUCUACCGGUCCUGCGACCAGGGCGCCACGUGGACGGAACUAACCCACGUCGAAGACCAGGGCUACGGGUACGGCCUGCGCUACCAGCCCGUCCUCUACGUUCUGCCUGAGGAUUUUGCCGGGUACGAAGCCGGCACGGUGCUCCUGGCCGGCUCGUCCAUCCCUACGGACCUCUCGUCCACGCAGCUCGACCUCUACGCCUCGACCGACAGCGGCGCGACCUGGGAGUUCGUAAGCCACGUGGCGGCGGGCGGCGAGGCCCUGCCCGACAACGGGCUGACGCCCGUGUGGGAGCCGUUCAUGCUGCUGCACGAGGGCGCGCUCAUCUAUUAUUAUUCGGACCAGCGCGACCCAGCCCACGGGCAGAAGCUGGUGCAUCAGACUUCGACGGACCUGACGACCUGGGGCGACGUGGUUGAUGAUGUCGCAUAUGCUAAUUACACUGAUCGGCCGGGAAUGGCGACGGUGGCGCGGCUGCCUAAUGGGGUGUAUAUCUUAACUUAUGAGUUCGGCGGGGGUUAUAACCCUCCUACGAACGACUCUGAGUACACGUUCCCGGUCUACUACCGCCUGGCGAGCGAUCCGACGGCUUUCGGCAGCGUUGUGCACCACCCACUGGUCAGCUCCGAUGGGUUUGUUCCGACGGGGUCUCCGUAUGUGGUAUGGACAUCUGUUGGCGGCGAGAACGGCACUAUCAUCGUGUCUAGCGGAUGUUGUUCCGAUGUCUACAUCAACCAGGCGUUGGGGGCUGAGGGUGCCUGGGUGACGCUGUCCACGCCGGAGGGAAGCUCGUACACGAGGUCUCUUCUCGUUUUCCAGGAGGAUGAUAGUUAUGUCUUGCUCGCGGGUGGCGGAGCGCUACCGCCGAGUGAUAAGAACAACGUCACGAUGAGUGUGAUGGAGAUGCCCGUGGGCGGUAGGAACAAGACGCGUGUUGCUGGCUGGAAAUAG